AUGGGUGAUGUUAGUCAUAUGGCUGAGUGGCAGAGAAUGCUGACUGAGAGCAAGUUUUGCAAGAAGAUUAUCUACAUGAAGUUUCUCAACAAUAGCCAGGAUGUGCCUUGGAAGAAGCUGUUUUUUGGCAAUGCUGCUAGACCUAGGGCAAUCUUCACUUUGUGGAUGGUGUGUCUUGGUCGAAUUUCCACAAAAACUAGGCUUAUGAAGUUUGGUAUUCUUGAUAAUAAUAAUUGUGUGAUGUGUACUGGAGAUGAGGACUUGAAUCAUCUCUUUUUUCUGUGUGAGAGGACCAAGAGUAUAUGGCAAGAGGUUUUGAAUUGGCUGCAGGUAGAACAUGGUACAGGUGGUUGGGAUUAUGAGCUGAAGUGGAUGAUACAUAGGUGCAAUCAGAAGGGGUGGAAAUCGAUCCUUCUCAAGACUGCCUUGGCUGAAACUGUACAUGCUUGCUGGCUGUAUAGGAAUAGUUUCGUGUUUAAGGAUGAUGAUAAAGAUAGGAAUAGGCAUAGAAGAAUUGCUAAAGAGAUUAUAGAUAGAAUAGUGCAAAGAAUAUGGAAUAAACCAAAGCUUAGAGGAAAGAUAGCUCCUUUUCUUCUUUGA
Vicia villosa (hairy vetch) is the source of this 600-nucleotide messenger RNA. RefSeq lists its product as uncharacterized. The record is from RefSeq and is a predicted model, not a curated record. Bases 1 to 600 code for a protein of 199 amino acids. The transcript has a single exon. Lineage: Eukaryota; Viridiplantae; Streptophyta; Magnoliopsida; Fabales; Fabaceae.